AUGUCUAGUGCUGAGGUGGCGGAGAGCUCCGUUGAUCCCCCAGCCAAGAAGCGACGCGUUGCUGCUGCCAGCACGACGGGAAGUACCGACGACGAGCAGCCGCUGACGACGAACGCGGACAUGGCGAAGGCGAACGGCUCCACGAGUAGCGGCUCUGGCUCCAGCUCUACCACUGUGUCACGUGCCGGCGGCCCGGCGGAGAUCGACGAGGGCUUAUACUCACGACAGCUCUAUGUACUCGGCCACGAUGCUAUGCGUCGCAUGGCUUCUUCAGAUGUACUCAUCUCUGGUCUAGGUGGCCUCGGCGUCGAGAUAGCUAAGAACGUCAUCCUCGGUGGUGUCAAAUCAGUCGCUCUGCAUGACGAUGCUGUGUGCAAACUGGCUGACCUGGGCUCACAGUUCUAUCUUACAGAGGCGGAUGUAGGUAAAAAUCGUGCAACUGCAUGCUGCCAACGGCUGUCGGAGUUGAACAACUAUGUGCCAACUCGUCAUUACACCGGACCAUUGAGUGAUUCGUACAUUCAGCAAUUCAAAGUUGUGGUACUGACAGAAACAUCACUUUCUGAGCAGUUGCGCAUCUCGCAAAUCACUCGGGCUAACGAUAUUGCCCUGAUCAUUGCCAACACCCGUGGCCUCUUUUCUCAAAUAUUCUGCGAUUUCGGUGAAACAUUCACGGUAGUAGAUACCAAUGGCGAGCCGCCAGUGAGCACGAUGGUCGCUAGUAUAUCCCGCGAUAACGAGGGAGUCGUUACGUGUUUGGACGACACGCGUCAUGGUAUGGAAGAUGGCGAUUACGUGACAUUCUCCGAGAUACAGGGUAUGAUUGAAUUGAACGGUUGUGAUCCAAUUAAGAUCAAAGUGCUGGGGCCAUAUACCUUUAGCAUUGGCGACACUGCCAGUUUUUCCGAAUACAUUCGCGGUGGCAUCGUAACACAGGUGAAAAUGCCAAAGACUUUGCACUUCAUGCAGCUGGAGGAUGCCUUGAAGAAACCAGAGUUCCUCAUCACAGACUUUGGCAAGUUCAAUUAUCCGGAACAGUUACAUCUGGCUUUUCUGGCACUACAUCAGUAUGAGUCUGCCAAAGGCGCAUUACCGCGGCCGUGGAAUGAAGCGGAUGCCGAUGAACUUGUUAAAAUCGCCAACACGGUCAAGGAUACAUAUGGCUUCGAAACGGAGAUCAACGAUGAGCUACUACGCACUUUCGCUAAAGUGUCGGCUGGUGACUUAAACCCCAUGAAUGCCACAAUCGGCGGUAUCGUCGCCCAGGAGGUGAUGAAAGCCUGCUCUGGCAAGUUUCACCCUAUAUAUCAGUGGCUGUAUUUCGACGCGAUAGAGUGUUUGCCCGCGGACCGUUCAGAACUCACCGAAGAGGAUUGCUGCCCUACUGGAUCUCGUUAUGACUCUCAAAUAGCCGUUUUUGGCCGAAAAUAUCAAUCAGAGAUUGGUAGCUUAAAAUACUUCGUGGUGGGCGCGGGAGCGAUCGGCUGCGAGUUACUCAAAAACUUCGCCAUGAUCGGCGUAGGUGUGAAAAGCGGUAGCGUGACGGUGACGGAUAUGGACUUGAUCGAGAAGUCCAAUCUGAAUCGGCAGUUCCUUUUCCGACCAUCCGAUGUUCAACAGUCCAAAUCGUCGACGGCGGCGCGAGUAAUCAAGGGUAUGAAUCCGGAUAUGAAGGUGAUCGCCCACGAGAACCGUGUGUGUCCGGAGACUGAGAAAAUCUACAACGAUGAUUUUUUCGAGGCGCUGGAUGGCGUGGCGAACGCAUUAGACAAUGUAGAUGCACGUAUCUACAUGGAUCGACGUUGCGUCUAUUAUCGCAAACCUUUGCUUGAGUCCGGCACUCUCGGCACCAAGGGUAACACCCAAGUGGUGGUACCAUUCCUCACCGAAUCAUACAGCUCGUCGCAAGACCCGCCAGAGAAGAGUAUACCGAUCUGUACACUAAAAAAUUUCCCCAACGCGAUCGAGCACACGCUACAAUGGGCACGCGAUAGUUUUGAAGGUCUAUUUCGUCAAGCAGCUGAAAAUGCCGCGCAGUACAUUUCGGAUUCGCAAUUUGUCGAGCGGACGCUCAAGCUACCUGGUGUGCAACCACUGGAAGUAUUGGAGUCUGUAAAAACUGCGCUAGUGGAUGAGCGGCCUACCACCUUUGCUGAAUGUGUGGAAUGGGCACGUUGCCAUUGGCAGGAGCAAUACAGUAAUCAGAUCCGUCAAUUGUUGUUCAAUUUCCCGCCGGAUCAGGUGACCUCAAGCGGUCAGCCAUUCUGGUCCGGUCCCAAACGUUGCCCAGACCCGUUAGUCUUCGAUAUCAAUGAUCCCUUGCACAUGGAUUACAUUGUUGCCGGAGCGAAUCUCAAAGCCAAAGUCUACGGAAUUCCUAUUAAUCGUGACAGGGAAGAAAUCGCUAACAUCUUAGCCAUCGUAAAAGUGCCAGAUUUCACACCCAAAUCUGGUGUAAAGAUAGCCGAAACGGACUCGCAGGUGCAGGUGUCGAACGGCAGUGGUAAUAUCGACCACGAGCGACUGGCGCAAUUGCAGGAGGAGUUGCCGAAAAUAGAGCACCUGAACGGGCUGGUUAUUUACCCGCAGGAGUUUGAAAAAGAUGACGACACCAAUUUUCACAUCGACUUCAUUGUUGCAGCGUCGAAUCUACGUGCAACCAACUACAAAAUUCCGCCGGCUGACCGACAUAAGAGUAAACUGAUCGCCGGUAAGAUCAUACCGGCGAUCGCUACUACAACGUCUGUAGUAGCCGGUCUCGUCUGCCUGGAACUGUACAAGCUGACGCGUGGCGUGCGUGACCUCACACUCUACAAGAACGGCUUUGUAAAUCUGGCGUUGCCGUUCUUCGGCUUCAGCGAACCGAUCGCCGCACCUAAACUCAAAUACUAUGACAUCGAAUGGACACUGUGGGAUCGCUUCGAGGUGAAAGGCGAGCUGACGCUCAAGGAGUUCCUCGACUACUUCAAGGAGCGUCACAAUCUCGAGGUCACGAUGCUGUCCCAGGGCAUCUGCAUGCUCUACUCCUUCUUCAUGGCGAAACCGAAGUGUCAGGAGCGCAUGGGUCUACUUAUGUCCGAAGUGGUAAAGAAAGUGUCGAAGAAAAAGCUCGAGCCGCAUGUGCGUGCCCUCGUUUUUGAAUUGUGCUGUAACGACGAGGACGGGAACGAUGUCGAGGUGCCGUACGUGCGUUAUACUCUACCCUGAUUCGCACGAACAACAUCGGAUCGCGCCAGAUGUCUACUUAACUGACUUAGCCAUAGUGAUUUCUACAAAUUUCUAUAUUUUACGAUAAUACCGCGUAAAAAGAAACACAGAGGAGAGACGUAUAUCGAUCCUCACAAACGUCUGUGUGACGCACUCAUUUUUUUUCCUUUCUUUUCAUUUUUACGUCUGAAGCGCGAAAUGUGAA
Messenger RNA from Harpegnathos saltator (Jerdon's jumping ant), 3412 nucleotides. RefSeq names its product ubiquitin-like activating enzyme 1 (gene Uba1). Bases 1 to 3207 code for a protein of 1068 amino acids. The transcript is spliced from 5 exons. Gene Ontology annotation, molecular function: SUMO activating enzyme activity. Gene Ontology annotation, biological process: protein sumoylation. Lineage: Eukaryota; Metazoa; Arthropoda; Insecta; Hymenoptera; Formicidae. Gene Ontology annotation, cellular component: cytoplasm; SUMO activating enzyme complex. The record is from RefSeq and is a predicted model, not a curated record.